ACUGCACCUCCCAAGGUGCACGCUUAAGCUUUGAACAACCACUACAAUGUCUGAUCCGAAUCCGCUGAUCGUUGGUAUUGAUGUGGGCGGUGAGAUUCUACACCAGUACUUCUGUUGCUUGCAUGAAGACACUGACGAUUGAAAAGGUACCAAUACCGACUCCGUCCUCCUUAGAGUUGGUGAUGGCAGCAAGAUCUCGGUUCUUGCUUCAAACAAGGCAGUGACAACAUCAAAUGUCACGCUAGGUGUCAGAGAUACGCUUCAAGCUUUGCUUGAAAAGUCCCAGGAACCCCCGCAGAAGAUUGCUGCAUUGGCGAUUGGAACGACCCAUUUCCUCAACGCCAUUAUUGAACGAGAUUCUUCAAGAGUGGAGAACGUCGCUGUCAUUCGACUUGCCUCCUAUAAUUUCUCGGUUGGGCAGCCAACCUUCUCAGCAUGGCCCCCAGCGUUGAAACAUAUUGUGAAUGGACAUACUGCAAUAAUUCCAGGUGGCUGCAAUAUUGAUGGAAGUGAAAUAGCUCCCAUUGACGCCGAUUCUGUCAAGGAGCAGGCUCGGAUUAUUAAAGACAAAUGUCUGAAAAACGUUGUUAUCGUGGGAAUCGGUUCACCUAUGGACAUAAAUCAUAAUCAAGAGAAUAGGGUAAGAAGACUACUCUACUUUCGCGAUAAUGUAUUCACCCUGUCACUUAGGUUCGAGAAAUUUUCCAAGCAGAAUUGGGGUCCACUGUAAACAUUGUUUGCUCUCACGCAGUCGCCGGAUCCGGGCUAUUGGCUCGAGAGAACGCUUCUGUAUUGAAUGCAUCCAUCAUGAAUUUCGCACGUAGAACAAUCCGUUCAUUUGUUGGUGCAAUGGGAAAAAUUGGACUUCAAUGCCCUCUCUAUUUAUCAUCAAAUGAAGGCCAUCUUUUGACAUUUUCCGAGGCCUUGAAAUUUCCCAUUCGAAUCUUUUCUUCUGGAGCCACGAAUUCGAUUCGGGGCGCUGCAUUGCUGGCAGGUGACCAGAUCGGAAAGAACGGAUGUAUCGUUGUCGAUAUCGGUGGCACCACUACUGAUGUUGGAUACCUACUCAAAAAUGGCUACCCUCGUUUAGCGAAGAGCUAUACGGACUUGGCGGGCGUGAAAAUCAACCUGGAGAUCCCUUCUGUUGAGAGCAUAGGGUUGGGAGGAGGCUCACUUGUCCGAGUCUCUGAGGAUGGGAAGAAAGCAUCAGUUGGACCAGAAAGUGUUGGCCAUGAUAUUCUCUCAAAAGCAUUAUGUUUUGGAGGAAGCGUCAUGACGGCAACUGAUAUUGCUGCUGCCUCGGGUAUCAAAAUUGGAACUUGCGAAGUUGAAUUGUCGGAGUCGACGGUUCAACAGGCAAAAGCAGCAAUAAAGCGUAUGCUUGAGGUCACUAUCGAUCGCGUCAAGUUCUCUCCAGAGCCAUGUUCAGUGAUAUUGGUCGGCGGAGGUUCCAUUCUUUGUCCAGAUUCUAUUGAUGGCGUGGACAAAAUAACUUUGCCAGAGUAUGCAGGUGUUGCCAAUGCGAUCGGCGCUGCGAUGGCAAAGAUCUCAGGAAGUUCCGAAUUUAUUGUCAAGACCACUGAUACAAGUGUUGAAAUUGCCAAAGCAAAAGCCCUGGCAAUUGAUGAUGCGGUUUCGAGAGGUGGUAAUCGCAAUCAAGUGACUGUUCUCAAUGAGCAGGCAACUGGAAUCCCUUACUCCGAUGGAAAGAUCAGAAUUCGUGUGGAUGUUGCAUGUGCAGCUGACCAUGGAAGAGCUCGUCAAGAAAUGCUCAAGGAAAGCCCAAUGACAGAAGACGAGCUAUAUGAGGAGACGAAAAUCCAUCAAGUCCUGGAAAACGAUUUCGCUGAGGCUGAAGAAAAUAUCGAUUUAAUGACAUACAAGCCGGCAGUUGACAGCAAUGGAAUUUGGUCUCUCUCGAAGACGGAUAUUGAGUUCAUUUCAAUUGGGUGUUAUAUGCUCGGCUCGGGGGGAGGAGGGUCACCUUACGGUGUAUAUCUGGAGCUUGCCCAAUUGCUAUUAGAAGGCCAUAACACAAAGAUCAGAAGUCUGGAAAGUUUGACAGCAGAAGAUAUUGUGUCACCCAUCGCUGCGGUCGGAACGCCAGAAGUCAGCAACGAAAGACCAGGUGGGGACUACAUGCUUCAUGCACUCAGUGAGAUGUCCAAACUCAUGUCGCUCGAGUAUACCACGAUGCUAGCAACGGAAAUAGGAGGAAGUAAUGGUCUCCAGCCUCUAGAGUGGGGCAGUUCGAAAUAUUACAAUAUUCCAACAGCAGACGCUGACUUUAUGGGUGAGCUUCUCUGUCCCAGUCGCGUAUUGGAGCUAAUAGAUCUUAGGUCGUGCUUGGCCAAGCUUUGAAAUGUGUUCUCCAUACGUUACAGCCACAUCAAUCAACGAUUUGCUGCCGGUGACAUUAAGCAGUGGCACUGGAGUGAAUCAUGUCAUUCCUGCGAACCAAGCUGACCAGGCCUCGGCUAGCAUGGCAAUUUCAACAGCUGUAUUCAGCAUGGGGUAUGUCUAUUAACAAGCUCAGUAAUACUUGCCUGAUGUAUAAUUAUAGUAUCGCAGCCGGCGGAGUCUCAAAACCAAUGUCAGGUCCUGAGGUCCAGAGAACUGGAAUUCCUAAUUCUUACUCAAUAUCUUGGCGGCUCGGACGGUGCGUUUCAAUUGCCCAGCAAACAUCAACACUUUCGACCGUGACCGAUAAAAUCAUUGAGGAAUGUGGAGGUAGUAAGAGUGCUCGUCGUAUCUUCACUGGGAAAAUCAGAAGUGUAGAAAGCAGUUUGACUACCUCAGCUCAUAGUGUUGGAAAAGUGAUUAUUGAAAGGCUAGGCGAGAAUGAGACGGAGAACGAGGCUGAUCGCGUUGAUGAAUUUGCCGAAGUGCAUAUCCCAUUCAAGAAUGAGAAUCUAGCUGUCGUCGGGAAAGAUGAGAGUGGAAAGGAAACGGUAAGAGUUUUGCGUCUCGUGAGAACCAAUGGUAGAGUACUGAUAUCACUUUAGGUCCUGGCUACCGUUCCAGAUCUUAUUUUCCUGCUAGAUGUUUCGACUGGUGAAAAUGUUGGUACUCAGGAAUACCGGUACGUUCAUUCCCCAUGAUUGCUCGUUUUCACCUCUACAAAGAAACUAACUGUUGAUUCAGUUACGGACUGAAAGUGACGGUCAUGAUUGUUGCACCUCACCCGAUAUGGAUCACUAAACGUGGGCUUGAAAUUGUUGGACCAAGGGUCUUUCAUCUUCCGUAUGAUUACACCUCGCCAAUUAUCUAUACUAAACCUAGAAGUGUGAUUGAGGAGUUCCGGGUUAGAGAUGGUGGGAAGUAAAUGUUUAAUACUGUACUGCGAAUCACACUCUGUGGUCCAUAUAAUCAAC
Hymenoscyphus albidus is the source of this 3374-nucleotide messenger RNA. The record is from the annotation of a GenBank genome assembly. NCBI's taxonomy places the organism in Eukaryota, Fungi, Ascomycota, Leotiomycetes, Helotiales, Helotiaceae.